AUGCACCGCUCGAUGAGCAGCGUUGCUGCUGUGACGAGAGCGCUCUGUUUCUGGCUUCUGGCCAUCUUAGCGAGGGCUUCCGGGCCCCUCGACCUUUGGGUUCUCUGGACAGAUCGUGAUGGGGCAGACUUCUUUUUCACUUCCAGCACUUGCGCAACUGUUACUCUGCCCGAUGUGAGCAUUGCUGGGAACGAGCCGGCCCCGCCGCCAGCGAAUGGCGGGAUUAGUGACAUGCUGUUCUUCGCGGACACGUUCGAGUUCGUUUUUCUGGAGGGUGGCAAACUGGUCCGGGCCUGGAUGGACAAGACGGGCCGAUCAGAACUCGGGUUUUUGCCGGGGGACGCUGCUGGGCCCGUGUGGAAUGCAACGGGGACCGGGCCCAACCUCGGCGAGGAGGGAGCCCUGGCUUGGACCCAGGAUGCUGGCAUGGCCAUGGUCUUCUUCGCCUCCUCCUUGACAAACAAACUCUGGUUCUCAAACCUGAGCUCCGUGCCGCCGCGAGACUCUUCCCACUUAGGCCCCUGGAUGGAGGUGCUUAGCCAGGGUAGCCAGGGUAGCCAGGCCACAAGCGCCAGGCCUCAAGUGCCAGUGUUGUUGGCCAGGGACGGUAUGGUACUCUGGAGCGACAACCUGGUGCUGAGAACUUGGAGGGCCGUGGAUGCCUUGGAGACCGCGGCAGUCGGUGGCCAGUCCGGUUCGGCUGUGGCCCAGCUUGGUGUUGGUGCGGAUGCAUGGGGCGAGCUGUUGGUGGCAGAAGCAACGCACGAUGGAGGCCUGCUUUGGAUUCGACAGGUGGGCAGCAGCCCACCGCAACUUGAGUAUGUGCUGCAGCUUGAAUCUUUGAUCGAUGGGCCCAAUGCAAACGCGGCCAGUGGAAAUGUGCGCUUGCUCCAUGAAUUCUCAGAGGGCGACGUGCCUUCUGCCAUGGCGGUAUACUUUUCCAUCCUAGGGCCGGCAAUGCAAGCUCGUCUCGACCACUUGGAUCUUGGCACCGGUGUGGUCAGGACGGUUGCCUUCGCCGGAGGGAUCGAGCGGCGUGGAGCUGACCCAGCCCGUCCUGGGGCACUGAGUAUCUAUCCCAUGCCGGAAGUCUGCGUCAAUGUCGGCUGCCUCUACCUCGAGAGUGCUUUCAGCCACUGCGAGAAGUGCACCUCGACAGUUUGCGACACCUGCUUCCUGGACACACAGGACUGGCUGAUCAAAGAGUGGUAUCCUCAGCACACGAUUUGGACGAGCUGCGUCUGGCUCUGGCCCAUCGAUCAGGCCUUGGCCUUGGAUGAAAGCCGCCUGGGUGGUCCGGACGCAGGUGCAGCAGGCGAAGGCCGAUCAAAGAGAACUGACACGGAGAGGAGUUGCCACCAACACCAGGUGAAUCAACGCCGCCAGGGACCACAGCGCGGCUCGCUCGACGACUACAGCGACAAGUCUAACGGCGACCACACACACGAUGACAACAACCAGCAGUUCAGCGACGGGCACUACGACCAAUCCGUGUGCAGCAGAGACGCUCUAGAUACUUGCCGAGCUCAAAUUGCUUCGUGGUGCCAGGCGGAGCCAGGAGUUCCAGACAUGCGGGGCUCUGAGAUGGUGGAGCUGCAGCUCUGCACGGUUUCUGCGAUGACCUUGGCUCCGCCGGAUCUCCGAGCUCAGUGUGCAGGCUUCGCCUGGUCCGCAGAGGCGCUGUGUUCCGAGCCUGCUGCUGUGGGAGACGGGGAUGGGACACUGAUCGGAGAUGGUGCGGCAUUCGAUGGCUGCACGGCCUGCACGGAACUCUGGGGCCUCGCUCUCCUGGCAGGCUUGGGCUUGCUCCUCACGGUCAUGGUCUGCAUCACUUGGUGCCUGACCACCUCCAGGCGAUUACAGGCCCAGCGUGCGGACCAAGAUCUGCGAGCCGCCGCGCAAGUGCGACGCGCUGGCUCCGCCGAUGAAGGCCUCAACGCGGACAUGGGCAUCUCAGCGCCGGAUUCGACAGCCCCCGACUGGCCGGCUUCUAGACAGCCGAGCUGGAAGUCCUGCUCAAGGCGCCUGCGCUGCCCUUGCUGCAGAAGCCAUGCAUCGAAAGCCACCUCGCAGGUGAAGCCCUCGCCACCCCGGCCCAGCAGCCGGGAGUUCGAGGAAGAGGACAGGCCUGAGAGUGCAAUGAGCAGCACUGGAGCAGUCCCCGGUGCCGACAACAUUCAGGCCAGCGUUCCUGUGGAGCAGAUCUUGAAGGGGACCUGGCAGCCCGAGCUCAGCUCUGCGGGUGCCGCAGCAGCAGCUGGGCGAUUGAGUGAAGCCAUGCGGAAGUUCAUGAGCCCCGACUCCGACGAGGCGAAGCGCUGGCGAUUCCUAGACGAUGUCGAGGACAUCCUCCGGACCUUGGGUAGCGCUCUGCCCGCCGGGGUUCGCAAUGCCGCUUGGGCUUGGCACAGCCGACAGAGUGCCCGACUCCACCGCAGUCACGCGUUGACAGCAGCGUUGGACGAGGCGCGUUCGAUGGCCGAUGAUUUUCGCGAGGAUCUUUCGGAGCGCCUGGCCUCCGGGGUGCGACGCCUCGAAGCCUCGGCACUGCUGGAGGCGGUCGGAGGAGCCGGCAAAGAAGGUCAGGGUGAUGAACGUGCACCUCUUUCGGUCGCAGAAAGGGAGAGUCUGGCAAAGGCAUCCAAAGUCGAAGAUGCCCUGGAGCAGUUGAAAACCAGGAUGGAGAGCUUGAGCGGGAGUUCCACCGGCGUGAAGGGUGAUCUGCUGCAUGCCGGACACCUGCUGGACUGCCAGCAAGCGCUUCAGCGGCUGCUCGAGGAGCAGGAGUCGGCCGAGAGGCUUCUACGCGAGCAGGCUGGCGACGGCGACGCGCUGCUGCCAGGUGGCGCUGCUGAGCAGAUGUGGCAACAACUUGGUCAGGACAUCCGAGCGUUGCAAGAGGCCCGUCUGCUGCAUGUUGCACGCUUGCCGGUGCAGACAAUUGUGCUAGAAGACGUACGUGCGUCUUCGCGUUCAGCUGCUUCAAACCCGAAGUGCCUCGGCUUUCAGCUGUCCUUGAUGGGGAGCAGAUGGUUAGAUCCAUCCAGCCGCCGUGAUGGCAGAGAUCCGAAGUGUGCGCUUGUCCAGGCCGCCUCGAAAUCGUGGCUCCAAGGUUUGAAGCAGGCAGCGGCUCGAGCAGCGGGGUUUGCGGCUGCUCUGCGCACGGCACGCAUGCAGAAGGACAAGAAGCAACUCGACGAGAUGCAAUCCCUGCUUCAGAAGGAGUUGCAGUCCUUCGCUGAGGCUGAGAGGGUGGCGCGCGAGGGAGGACGUUGGACCGGUCAGCAGUCAGAUGCAUGGAGGCAGCUCGAUGGUGUCUGGUCGGAGCUCAAGGAGGAAUUGAAGGCGCUGCCGAAGAACGCUAGGCCUGUGAUAACAUGGCUGCUGCGGACGACCAAGAGAAGGAGUGGGUCAAUCUGUCGGCCUCUUGUCGUUGACGUUGACGCUAUCGGCUUCAGCUGCAACGAGAUGCGUGGCGCAGAGCAGCUGGUGGAGUGCAGGAUGCUGCCGCCUAAGCGCAGCGACACCCGAUCGCUCGAUGCAGAGGAGCUGGCGGCUGCCGGCCCAGCGGCCCAGGCAUCCUCCUCGCAGCUGAACACGCUGCGUGCAGAGCUGGAGGUGAGGUGUCUGCAAGAAAAGCUGGGAGAUCAGAAGCUUCGCGACAAAGUGCAGCAGCUGCCCAACGGAACUGGACACGGCAAGGAUCCAGAAUCCCCGGAGGAGCGGCUCCUGAUGGCCGGUUUGAUGGAGUUGCAUCGGCAGGCGGAGCAGAAAGGCCUCGCCAACCUGGCUGAUUCGGCAGGUGGCGGAGAUGGCGCCCGGAUACAGCAGACUCUGGGCAACCUCUGGCAGCAGCUGAAAGGUGAGCUGGAGAUUCUGGGUCCCGAACCACAGUCUUGGAGUUCAAUGUCGUCUCCGGGGACGGCCCUGGAAGGCAGCGAGGACAGGCAGCUCCUGGCAGAAGCCACCGCAGCUUUGCAGGAGCACCUAGAUUUUGAGGAGAAGCACGUGCAACAGAAGCGCCAACAGUUGGAGGAGGAGUUGGACGAAAAGAUUCCUGCAAAGUUUGCAAAGGGUGAGAAGGAAAGGGAUUGCAGAAAUCCAUCUCCAUCAGAUACCAUCAAGCUCAACGUCGGUGGAGACACCAGCUUUACGACAAGGCGAGACACGCUCACAGCCAUUCCGGGCUCGCGCUUGGCUCUGCUGUUUUCUGGUCGCUGGGAUAGGUCCCUGCGAAGGGACGAGAAUGGCCGUGUGUUUGUGGAUGUAGAUCCUGUCCAGUUCAGGGCUUUGCUCGCGUGGUUGGUGGACCUGAAGCGAAUUGAGCCAGACGCGCCUUCGCCAUCCCCCCCUGUUGACUCCCUUCCACGGCACUGUCGCGCCGGCUUCCUAUCUUUGUGCAGCUAUCUAUGCUGCCGGGAUGUCUGCAUCACGCAGAAGCACAUCUCAGAGGUUAAAAGUGAUGAGUCACUUCGAAGCGUUUCCAGGUCGCCCAACGAACUCAGAGAGAGCACAUUGGUUUCCUGCGAUCACGCCAAGCAAUUAAAUGCUUGGCUGAAGGAAGCAAGCCGUGUCGCCGUGGAGCCUUCUCUCAAGCUCCUGUUUCAUGCGUCGCGGGAUGGCUUCAGCAUGCAGGGCUGCCACCAGAAGUGCGACGGCCACGGCCCCACAGUGGUGGUGGCCCGAAGUGCUGGAGGCCACCUCUUUGGAGGCUACGCGGAAACGGCCUGGGACUGCUCCAACACGUACAAAGCCUGCCAAGAAUCCUUCCUCUUCCGCUUGGCAGGCCCAGGAAGAAUCCAGCCGUCCAAGCACCGCAUCUUCCAAAGCCACCAGCAUGGCAUCCAUUGUCAUGCGGAUGGUUUACGGUUUGGGGGUGGCCAUGACAUGCAGAUCUAUGCAGAAGGUGCCGCCGGCAAAGUGCAGUUCAACAUCGGCCACACGUACAACAAGACCAGCCCCCAGGGCACCUUCACACACCUGGCCGAAAGCCAGCAGGCGGUAGUCACCGACUUCGAAGUCUUCCAAGUCUGCGAGCACGUGGAUUUGCGAGCAGCCGCACAAAGCCUCCGAUCCCAUGCAGAGCUUUUGAAGUCACAGCUGGAGCAGUCAGAACAGGACUUGCUUGAGAAAGCCUUGACGGUGUGCACUGCAGCACUGAACCAGGGCAGCGGCUUAUUGGCUGCCAGAGACAGCUUAAGCUCUUGGUGUGAUGCCCUUGAUGAGGAAGCUCAAUUCUUGUCUCAGUUCAUGGGCACAUCUGCUGAAAUAGUUCGCCUCAAUGUCGGUGGGCAGCUCCUAGAGACACUGCAUUCAACCGUCACAUUCGUCAGCGACUCCACGCUAGCAAGCAAGUUUGCCGAGAACUGGACACUGCAAGACGAGGAAGUCGUGGAGGGUGGUAUCUUCUGCGACGAAGACCCCGACUUGUUUCAGGUUGUUCUCCUGCACCUGCGACUGGGUAGCCCAUGGCAGCGACUGCUGAAGUACUUGAACCUGCAGGCUGCGAUCAAAGAGUGCUGGGAUUCCGAGCUGCUGAGUGAUGAGGGUGACCAGCUGCUGUCCAUGCUCCAAGAAGCGGGGCCAAGCCCUGACCGUCAAGUCACUCUCAAGCUCCUGUUUCGCGCGUCGCGGGAUGGCUUCAACAUGCAGGGCUGCCACCAGAAGUGUGACGCCCAAGGCCCCACGGUGGUGGUGGCCCGAAGUGCUGGAGGCCACCUCUUUGGAGGCUACACGGAAACGGCCUGGGACAGCUCCAACACCUACAAAGCCUGCCAAGAAUCCUUCCUCUUCCGCUUGGCAGGCCCAGGAAACAUUCAGCCGUCGAAGCACCGCAUCUUCCAGAACCACCAGAAUGGCAUCCAUUGCAAUGCGACUCAUUUACGGUUUGGAGGUGGCGCGGACAUGCAGAUCUAUGCAGAAGGUGCGGCCGGCAAAGUGCAUUUCAACAACCUCGGCCACACGUACAACCCGACCAGCUCCCAGGGCACCUUCACGUACCUGGCCGAAGGCCAGCAGGCGGUAGUCACCGACUUCGAGGUUUUCGCGGUCGUGAGGGAGUGA
Messenger RNA from Symbiodinium necroappetens, 6063 nucleotides. The record is from the annotation of a GenBank genome assembly. Lineage: Eukaryota; Dinophyceae; Suessiales; Symbiodiniaceae.